Folsomia candida is the source of this 1805-nucleotide messenger RNA. RefSeq lists its product as uncharacterized. The record is from RefSeq and is a predicted model, not a curated record. NCBI's taxonomy places the organism in Eukaryota, Metazoa, Arthropoda, Collembola, Entomobryomorpha, Isotomidae. Bases 314 to 1744 code for a protein of 476 amino acids. The transcript is spliced from 8 exons.
CAUUUUGUCAGUAUAUACAGGAGAACGGGGUAUGGAUUAAAUUAUGAUUUUUGAAUAUAUGCAAUAAGUUCCUCUGACGAAUACGAAAGAGAGGUUUCGUAAAACUUAAACAGGAUUGUUGAAAAGUUUAAAAAAUAGUCCUGUGUUACAGACACAAGCUAAAUUUAUAAAUCGGGGUUUAUUGUGAAAAAUUUGAAGGCGAGCUGAUUUCAGUUGAAAUGAUUAUUCAGAAUUUAAUUCCUUAUUUAUAAGAUUGGUACAUAUGCCCUGAUUACUCGUGAUCGAUAUAAUUGAAAUUGUCCGAAGCCAAAGAAUGGACCUGCCGUUAUCUUCGACACGAGAGAUUUCUUCACAUUAUAGCAGCCAUGACGCCGAUAACGCCACGACCAGUGCAACUUUGAAAGCUUUGAUGAAUCCACUGAUUCUCGAUAUCAUCUUUCCUCUGAUCAGCAUAUCCGACUUGAAGUCCUGCCGCCUCGUAAACCAUGCCUGGGCCCAUCAUGGCGCCACAUUGUUAGGAAAGCGGACAAUCCUUGACGUAAACCAGCUCUUUUACUACAGUGCAUCAAACUUACAACUGACGAUUCAUCCCGUCAAUGAGAAACUGAUCAAAGGCCUCAAACUCCACUGUGAGUUCGACACCCUUGCCCGACGAUACAAAGCAAUUGACGUUGUCACGACAGGGUUAGGCAUGCUGAAAUUCAAAGAUAUCCAAUACAUCUCCGUCGUCAUAUCUGGCUGGCCUCAUGAAAGUUGUGAGGAUAGAUGUGAACCGCAAAAACUCGCGGUCCACCCUAAUUUAACCACAAUUAAGUAUGGGCCUUAUGAGGGGUCCUACCUGCAUCCAGUGCUCCAAAGUUUGAUUGAUUCGGCACCCAAUUUAACCUUCUUGGACGUCUGGGGGUCCUCGCUGCCUGAUUUGGAGAGCUGCAGAAAUCUCAAAUCGCUUAAAUUCUACCUCAUAAGUUAUGACCGUAUCUACGCAAUUGGUGACAUGAUCGAAAUUUUGGGACAAGUAAAGGAUUCCGUGACAAACGUGGAAUUAAGAUAUAAAAAUUAUUCGCACUAUUGGCGGCAGAUGCAAAAAAGAAGUCUUCCUGUCAUGUCGAAACUUGUAUCACUCACCAUUCAUCCAUUUGAAGAGUGCCCCACGCUUGACUUUUUUAAUGAGAUCCAUCUCCCAGCGCUGAAGAUCUUGGCGUUCCGAAAUUUGUUCGUUAGUUCGACGAGAUUGCUAAACCAUCUCGUCAUGUGGCAGCGACACCGAGGAGUUGAAUCGCUCGCGCUGGAAUUUUAUUUGGGUACUGCGCAUGGCGAAUUUGCGGCAAGUAUCGUCCAAUUAUUUCCUGCCGUUAAGAAAUUUGAUUUGGAGAUUUUUUUCGUCUGUGACCGAUUUAUUAAUGGGAUAAAUCAGUUGGCGGUAGUCCAAGUGUGGGACCUGGAGCAGGUAAACUUAGACGUGGACUGUGUGGAUGAAUCGGCGUUGAUAGUUGUAAUCCUGAAGAGCUUGCUGCCGUGGAAGGGAAGUAAACGGGUCCACUUUAAGCGCACUAACCUCACACAAGACGACUUCAUUCCUCACAUUCAAGACAUCAUUUUGUACAGUGCGGGACUUGAAAGCCUGAAAUUCUCUGGGCAUGACUACGUACCUAUAACAGUUGAACUUACACCAUCCCAGAGUGCCGGUGUCAUUCGGUUCACGGUGCCGGAAAUCAUGAAAAAAAUGAGGCCCCUAUUAAACUAAUAAAAGUUGAUUGGUUGCAAAAUCAAAAUUUGAAGCGUCCGUCUAAAGCUCUGAACGAGAA